UCCCAUCCCGGGUCAAGCUGGGGAUUGUAGUCUCCGCUCUGUUCCGCUCCGCUCCGUCCCGUCGCGGGACUUUUCGCUCUAUAUUCUCAGGUCCCUCAGGCAGCCACCCCCGUGAGCACAAGCCCAGGCGCUGCUCCUGCCCCGCGCUCCCUCCCUCUGCCUUUCACUUUCCAGCUACCAAGAUCUUGGAAGCUUUGAAGCUCAGCAAAGAAGGGAAUCUAUUGAGAAUAGUCUGUAAAGUGUCAAGCAAUAUCCAGAUAUUACCAGCAGUCUGCCUGUCCCUUGCCUGAACCCGGAAAUCUUCCACUGGGUAUCCCAGGACCACCUGUCUGCCUACACCCUCUGUAAAAGCUCUGUGCAUCCUGCCACUGAGUACUUCAAGGAAGAAGCAGUAGUCGGAGAGAAUCUUCUGAGGACCUAGAAGAAGCCAGUGCAUGGACUUCAACUGUGAAGAAAUGUCUUUCAGAUUCGGCCAACAUCUCAUCAAGCCCUCUGUGGUAUUUCUCAAAACAGAACUGUCCUUUGCCUUCGUGAACAGGAAACCUGUGGUACCAGGACAUGUCCUCGUGUGUCCUCUUCGUCCAGUGGAGCGCUUCCGAGAUCUGCAUCCCAAUGAAGUGGCUGAUUUGUUUCAGGCAACCCAGAGAGUCGGGACAGUGGUGGAGAAGCAUUUCCAGGGAACUUCCCUUACCUUUGCCAUGCAAGAUGGCCCCGAAGCUGGACAGACUGUGAAGCACGUUCACAUCCACGUUCUUCCCAGGAAGGCUGGAGACUUUCACAGGAAUGACAGCAUCUAUGAUGAGCUCCAAAAGCAUGACAAAGAGAAAGAGGACUCCCCAACCUUGUGGAGAUCAGAAGAAGAAAUGGCGGCAGAAGCUGCAGCACUGCGGGUCUACUUUCAGUGACUCAGGCACGAAAGUAACUCGAACAAAUCCCAAGGCAUAAGGAAACGGGCCUCGUUCUCUAGGACUUCACGGCAUUGGAAAUGAAGCUAAGCAGAUUUUAUUACAUCCUACAAUUCUGCAACCUUUCCAAAGCAUUUUAUUACACUUGUGGAAGCCAAGGGGGGUUAUGUUACAAUCACGAUGAUUGACAGGCUAACUUCAAAACAACAGCAUCGGCAGCCCUUCCACACUUUCUUGUCUAUAUACUUAUAAUAGAAACCCUUUUAAAUUGUCCCUUGGCCUGGUUGGAAAUAAAAUGGUAGUUAAAAUAUU
Messenger RNA from Pteropus alecto (black flying fox), 1217 nucleotides. It is a transcript of the gene FHIT, whose product is annotated as fragile histidine triad. The record is from RefSeq and is a predicted model, not a curated record. Gene Ontology annotation, biological process: purine nucleotide metabolic process; negative regulation of proteasomal ubiquitin-dependent protein catabolic process; diadenosine triphosphate catabolic process. The coding region runs from base 435 to 905 and encodes 156 amino acids. The transcript is spliced from 11 exons. Gene Ontology annotation, cellular component: cytoplasm; nucleus; plasma membrane. Gene Ontology annotation, molecular function: bis(5'-adenosyl)-triphosphatase activity; ubiquitin protein ligase binding. Lineage: Eukaryota; Metazoa; Chordata; Mammalia; Chiroptera; Pteropodidae.